Pongo pygmaeus (Bornean orangutan) is the source of this 1618-nucleotide messenger RNA. RefSeq names its product protein phosphatase 2 regulatory subunit B''gamma (gene PPP2R3C). Lineage: Eukaryota; Metazoa; Chordata; Mammalia; Primates; Hominidae. The record is from RefSeq and is a predicted model, not a curated record. Bases 139 to 1500 code for a protein of 453 amino acids. Gene Ontology annotation, biological process: microtubule cytoskeleton organization; cortical cytoskeleton organization; B cell homeostasis. The transcript has 13 exons. Gene Ontology annotation, cellular component: spindle; centrosome.
GACUUCCGCCCUUGUUCAAGAUGGUGGUUGGACGGCCUUCCUAACCUUUACGGGGCCUUGCGGUGCUGACGCCUGAGCUGGUAGGGGUGGAACAGGUAGGAAACAGCAAAUGCAGAAGCUGCUGCGCGGGAGUCGGCCAUGGACUGGAAAGAAGUUCUUCGUCGGCGCCUAGCGACGCCCAACACCUGUCCAAACAAAAAAAAAAGUGAACAAGAAUUAAAAGAUGAAGAAAUGGAUUUAUUUACAAAAUAUUACUCCGAAUGGAAAGGAGGUAGAAAAAACACAAAUGAAUUCUAUAAGACCAUUCCCCGGUUUUAUUAUAGGCUGCCUGCUGAAGAUGAAGUCUUACUACAGAAAUUAAGAGAGGAAUCAAGAGCUGUCUUUCUACAAAGAAAAAGCAGAGAACUGUUAGAUAAUGAAGAAUUACAGAAUUUAUGGUUUUUGCUGGACAAACACCAGACACCACCUAUGAUUGGAGAAGAAGCGAUGAUCAAUUACGAAAACUUUUUGAAGGUUGGUGAAAAGGCUGGAGCAAAGUGCAAGCAAUUUUUCACAGCAAAAGUCUUUGCUAAACUCCUUCAUACAGAUUCAUAUGGAAGAAUUUCCAUCAUGCAGUUCUUUAAUUAUGUCAUGAGAAAAGUUUGGCUUCAUCAAACAAGAAUAGGACUCAGUUUAUAUGAUGUCGCUGGGCAGGGGUACCUUCGGGAAUCUGAUUUAGAAAACUACAUAUUGGAACUUAUCCCUACGUUGCCACAAUUAGAUGGUCUGGAAAAAUCUUUCUACUCCUUUUAUGUUUGUACAGCAGUUAGGAAGUUCUUCUUCUUUUUAGAUCCUUUAAGAACAGGAAAGAUAAAAAUUCAAGAUAUUUUAGCAUGCAGCUUCCUAGAUGAUUUAUUGGAGCUAAGGGAUGAGGAACUGUCCAAGGAGAGUCAAGAAACAAAUUGGUUUUCUGCUCCUUCUGCCCUAAGAGUUUAUGGCCAGUACUUGAAUCUUGAUAAAGAUCACAAUGGCAUGCUCAGUAAAGAAGAACUCUCACGCUAUGGAACAGCUACCAUGACCAAUGUCUUCUUAGACCGUGUUUUCCAGGAGUGUCUCACUUAUGAUGGAGAAAUGGACUAUAAGACCUACUUGGACUUUGUCCUUGCAUUAGAAAACAGAAAGGAACCUGCAGCUCUACAAUAUAUUUUCAAACUGCUUGAUAUUGAGAACAAAGGAUAUCUGAAUGUCUUUUCACUUAAUUAUUUUUUUAGGGCCAUACAAGAACUAAUGAAAAUCCAUGGACAAGAUCCUGUUUCAUUUCAAGAUGUCAAGGAUGAAAUCUUUGACAUGGUAAAACCAAAGGAUCCUUUGAAAAUCUCUCUUCAGGAUUUAAUCAACAGUAAUCAAGGAGACACAGUAACCACCAUUCUAAUCGAUUUGAAUGGCUUCUGGACUUAUGAGAACAGAGAAGCUCUUGUUGCAAAUGACAGUGAAAACUCUGCAGAACUUGAUGAUACAUGAUCUCUGAAAGACUAGACUGUCUUAUAUUAAGAGAUACUUGAAUGCUGCAUGUAAAGCCUUUAAAGCAAAAUCCUCAGAAAUGGUCUAAAUAAAACACUUGAUAUGCCUAGAGAACACA